CCUCCUCCUCUUAGAAUUUAAGCCAAUUACAACUUUUCUUCUUCCUUCUCUCCUCAAAUUCGAUCUGCAAUUCUCAGUUAUUGCAUUUUUUGCGAUGGCAGACGGUCACGAGACUGAUAAAAACAUUGAGAUAUGGAAGAUUAAGAAGCUAAUCAAAGCACUUGAGGCAGCAAGAGGCAAUGGAACAAGCAUGAUUUCUCUUAUCAUGCCUCCGCGUGAUCAGAUUGCGCGUGUCACUAAAAUGCUUGGUGAUGAAUUUGGAACUGCUUCGAACAUCAAAAGUAGGGUUAAUCGUCAAUCUGUUUUGGGGGCCAUUACGUCUGCUCAGCAAAGGUUGAAGCUUUACAACAAGGUUCCUCCGAAUGGGCUUGUGCUUUACACGGGAACAAUUGUCACUGAUGAUGGCAAGGAAAAGAAGGUCACUAUUGACUUUGAGCCUUUCAGGCCUAUUAAUGCAUCUCUUUACCUUUGUGAUAACAAGUUUCAUACUGAAGCUCUGAAUGAACUUCUGGAAUCUGAUGACAAGUUUGGUUUUAUUGUCAUGGAUGGUAACGGGACUCUUUUUGGUACACUAAGUGGAAACACACGUGAGGUCCUUCAUAAGUUUUCUGUUGACCUUCCUAAGAAGCAUGGAAGAGGAGGUCAGUCAGCACUACGGUUUGCUCGGCUCCGUAUGGAAAAGCGCCACAACUAUGUAAGGAAGACCGCUGAACUUGCUACACAGUUUUAUAUCAAUCCUUCCACUAGCCAGCCCAAUGUUUCAGGACUGAUACUUGCUGGUUCAGCUGACUUUAAAACUGAGCUUAGUCAGUCUGAUAUGUUUGAUCCCCGCCUUCAGGCGAAAAUCCUGAAUGUUGUGGAUGUUUCUUAUGGAGGGGAGAAUGGGUUUAAUCAGGCAAUUGAGUUGUCUGCUGAAAUCCUUUCAAAUGUGAAGUUUAUACAAGAGAAGCGCCUGAUAGGGAAAUAUUUCGAAGAAAUAAGUCAGGACACUGGAAAGUAUGUUUUCGGUGUUGAUGACACACUGAAAGCUUUGGAAAUGGGUGCUGUUGAGACACUUAUUGUUUGGGAAAAUCUGGAUAUGAAUAGGUACACUUUGAAAAACACCACCAACAACGAAGUUAUAAUAAAACACUUGAACAAGGAGCAAGAAACAAACCAGAGCAGCUUCCGUGACUCUGGCACGAAUGCUGAAUUGGAGGUUCAGGAAAAGAUGCCACUUCUCGAAUGGUUUGCUAAUGAAUACAGGCGAUUUGGUUGCACACUUGAGUUUGUUACCAACAAGUCGCAAGAGGGAUCCCAGUUCUGCAGAGGCUUUGGUGGGAUUGGGGGAAUCCUCCGUUACCAGCUUGAUAUGAGGACAUUUGAUGAGUUUUCUGAUGAUGGAGAAGUUUACGGUGAUUCUGAAUAGCAAUCAAUCAAACAUACUCCACUGCUGGUGCAGGGAGAUGGGGUGAAAACCCUGUACCAGUGCGCGACAUGUCGCGCUUGCUUCCCAGUUUCUGUGUUCCAAAAGUUCUUCAAAGUUCUAUUGAGGGGCAAUUGCAUGAUGUCUCUGCAAAGCAAGCUUAAUACUAUUAUGCCACAUGGACUUUGUGAUGGAGCAGCUCGGUAUGAUCGAACGCAAAGAAAUCAUGGAAAUGAAAGGUCAGAAGGGCUACUGCUUAAGGAUGGAAGGGGCCAUGUGUGGUUGGUCGCUUGGUUAUUGUUGGGACAAAGACCCCUUUCAGAUAUAUAAUAUAUAAUAUAUAUAUCAUCGGUAUGCAAGCUAUGGAUGGUUUGUAAUAAAAUGCUAUGUCUUUGACAUACUCUCAUUUGGUUUUGUUAUUUUUGGUUAUGGCGGAAGUAUCUGUUGAACAUUUACUUUUUUGUGAACCUUAUAACAUGGAUGAUAUUAUGAUGAUUAUUGUUAUGAUAUAUGUUUAAAGUAAGAGUAUCCUGUAUUGUGUUGGGUUGUGAAAUUUGAAA
Molecule: messenger RNA, 1965 nt
Organism: Pistacia vera
Lineage: Eukaryota; Viridiplantae; Streptophyta; Magnoliopsida; Sapindales; Anacardiaceae
Product: eukaryotic peptide chain release factor subunit 1-3
Exons: 3
Coding region: 95-1408 (437 amino acids)
Biological process (GO): cytoplasmic translational termination
Cellular component (GO): cytosol; translation release factor complex
Molecular function (GO): sequence-specific mRNA binding; translation release factor activity, codon specific
Source: RefSeq, a predicted model, not a curated record